CGUCACACGCACAGAACCAACUCAAAUUAGCCUUUAGCAAAUCAAGCUAACAUGCAUGCUGCGAUUAUCUGACCUGUGACUGGAGAAUAACCUAAAAGUAAAGGUUUUUUAAACGCGGGCUUAUUUGCCAUUUUUCCUGCUUUAUCCCGGGGGAUUUUGAAGAAGGCUGUGAGUUUCUUGGUUCAGUGAACAUGUGGAGCUCAGGCCGCCGUGCCCUUCAGGAUUUGAUGCUCCAGCAGCAGACUGCUGUCAGGAGCUUCUCCCUCAGCCCUGCUCUGAAUACAGUGAUCGUGGAGAGAUGGUGGCAGGUGCCCUUAUCAAAAGAAGGCCGUCCGCCCAGGCUUCACCCUCGAAGACACAGAAUCUACAAACUGGUUGAAGACACCAAACAGGCUCCGAAGCAGAAGAUGGAGCUCAUCCUGGCGGCCACAGUUCCCAAGCUCGGAGUGCGAGGGGACACCGUGUUAGUGAGAAAGUCAGCUGGCAGAAAUAAGCUGCUGCCCCAAGGCCUCGCAGUGUAUCCUUCACCGGAGAACAAACACAUGUUUGAAGAGGAGAUAAAACUCCUGCGUGAGGGGAAGCCAGAGGAAAGAGUUCAAACCCGCUCUGGACAGUUGACAGUAGAGAUCCUUAAAAAAUCCCAUUUAAACAUUAGCAGAAUGCCUUCGGAGGAAUUCCAGGUCAAUAAAGAAGUGGUCUGUAGGCAGUUCAAAAAGAAGCUGGGAGUUUUUGUGCCUCCUCAUGCUUUGAGUCUGUCAUUUGAGUCGGUCAAGGAGGAGGGCGACUACUGGUGUGAAGUUACGGUUAAUGGAAUGGACAUAGUUCGUGUCCCUCUAUCUGUGGUGCCAUAUGUGGACCCAUCAGCAAUCUAUCAGAAGCAGCUGAAAGCGCGAAUAGCGCAGGCAGCCGCAGAUGCUGCUGCUGAGGACGAGGAGGCUGCCGUGAAUCUAGUGGACGAAGCUGCAGUGAAGUUAGUGUCUGAUGCUCCAGUGGAGGAAGCUGCUGUGAAGCUAGUUUCUGAUGCUCCAGUGGAGGAAGCUGCUGUGAAGCUAGUUUCUGAUGCUCCAGUGGAGGAAGCUGCUGUGAAGCUAGUUUCUGAUGCUGCGGUGGAGGAAGCGGCUGUGAAGCUGGUGUCUGAUGCUGCGGUGGAGGCUGAAACAGCUAAAGACUCUGUGGGUGAAGCUGCAGCAGGAGUCUCUGCUGCUGAGGAAGAAAAAGCAGCAAGUACACCGACAAGUCCAGACACAACAGCACCACCAAGUGAUAGCCCGAAGAAAGAUUAAAGGACUAAGAUGUGCAUAGAACUUUGAUGGAUAUUGUUUACCUGUAAUUCACAUGUAUAAAAUCAGUUGUCUGUAUAAUUAUUAAAUGAAUUAUUCAAAUAAUGGUGGAACUUUUGUAUAUUUCAUUUGAGCUGUUAACCAAAGCUGGAUAGACAAUAAAACACUUUUGUAAUCUAAAUGUAAUGCCUGCUCCAUUGUGUUUCGACGUGACCAAAAACCUCCAUUUGCAUUUGGAACUAUUGACCAAGACAAGGAAAAUAUGUAUUCAUUCAUUUUGAACACAG
Molecule: messenger RNA, 1567 nt
Organism: Notothenia coriiceps (black rockcod)
Lineage: Eukaryota; Metazoa; Chordata; Actinopteri; Perciformes; Nototheniidae
Gene: mrpl9
Product: mitochondrial ribosomal protein L9
Exons: 7
Coding region: 192-1283 (363 amino acids)
Biological process (GO): translation
Cellular component (GO): ribosome
Molecular function (GO): structural constituent of ribosome
Source: RefSeq, a predicted model, not a curated record